CUCCUCCAUCCCUGCAGGAUUAUCAUGUAUGUCUCCAUUCUACACUACCGCUCCCUCCUAUCGCCAUGGAUACUGACGGGUAACAGGACACGCUGGGGCCCGUACUCGCCGCUGCUGACCAAUAGAGCAGAACCUCGUAUGUUGGCAACAAGGAAGACUAGAGCAGCACCAAUGGCGAGCAGCGUUACAUCCCCAGCAGUGACGGUGACACCGAGAGCUCCUCAGCCCGAAUCAUUCCUGUCAGCCGCCGCCUCACUGUCCAGGACAAGAUGGGAGGUGACGCCUCGGGCCGCGCUGCAUUGUGGGACUGAACUGAGUGACAGCAGCCGAGUCUUUCCUGUUCAUGCCCAGACAGUAGACAUAUUGCUGAAAGCUUUGUAUAGCACACUUUCAGGAUGUCCAGCAGAGGUGGAAAAAAGAAGACUACCAAGACAUCAAGGUCUGCAAAGGCUGGUGUCAUAUUCCCAGUAGGAAGAAUGUUGCGUUACAUUAAGAAAGGGCAUCCCAAAUACAGGAUUGGAGUUGGAGCACCUGUUUAUAUGGCAGCUGUGCUGGAGUACCUGACCGCGGAAAUACUGGAAUUGGCUGGAAAUGCUGCUAGAGACAAUAAAAAGGGAAGAGUUACUCCCAGGCACAUUCUUCUUGCAGUAGCAAAUGAUGAAGAAUUAAAUCAGCUGCUUAAAGGUGUGACAAUAGCAAGUGGGGGUGUAUUACCAAAUAUUCACCCUGAACUGCUGGCAAAGAAGCGGGGAACCAAAGGAAAACUAGAAGCAAUCAUCACACCGCCACCAGCAAAGAAAACCAAAACCACUUCACCAAAAAAGUCAAUGGCAAAGAAGCCAGGCACCAAAAAGGGGGUGAGGAAAUCCAAGAAAAAGCAAGAAGUCAGCAAAGCAGCAAGUGCAGACAGCACAACUGAAGGGACCCCAGCAAAUGGAUUCACAAUCCUUUCCACCAAAAGUCUUUUCCUCGGACAAAAGCUGAACCUUAUUCACAGUGAAAUCAGUAAUUUAGCCGGAUUUGAGGUGGAGGCUGUUAUCAACCCUACCAAUGCUGACAUUGACCUUAAAGAUGAUAUAGGCAGUGCCUUAGAGAAGAAAGGAGGAAAAGAGUUCCUGGAAGGUGUAAUUGAACUGAAGAAAAAGAAUGGACCUUUAGAUAUAGCUGGAGCUGCAGUUAGUUCAGGUCAAGGAUUGCCUGCAAAAUUUGUAAUCCACUGCAACAGCCCAAGCUGGGGCUCUGACAAGUGUGAGGAACUGCUGGAAAAGACAGUAAAGAACUGCUUGGCAUUGGCAGAUGAGAAAAAAAUCAAAUCAAUUGCUUUCCCUUCAAUUGGCAGCGGAAGAAAUGGCUUCCCAAAGCAGACCGCCGCACAGCUUAUCCUGAAAGCAAUUUCCAACUACUUUGUGUCUACAAUGUCCUCUUCAAUCAAGACUGUUUAUUUUGUGCUUUUUGACAGUGAAAGCAUAGGCAUAUACGUGCAGGAAAUGGCAAAGCUAGAUACCAACUAAGCCUUUGAAUCCAGCAAACCCUUUCUGCCCAACUCCUUUCUGUACUAAAAAUACAACAUUUAGCCCUUUUUGUAAGACUGCACCACGGUUUGAAAAAUCAGGCUCAUUUGGGAAAGCAAGGAUUCUACUUGACCUUUCAAAAUUGUUUUCCUUUGGCACUCAUAGCUGGCAUUACAUUUUUUGAUGCUCUAUAUCUGAGGUGAUAUGAUUAAUUUAAAAUAUUUUUAUAGUUUUAUUUUACUGAGGUAUGAAAUUAUUCAGAUUGUAGUCGGGAGUAUAUUGUAUUUUGUAUGUGGGGCGAUACAUAAGCACUAUUUUGUAAAUGUGUUGUGGUGCUUUUAUUGUUUAGUAUGUGGUGUUUGAUUUUUCCCCUUUGUAAAGAGAUACAGUAUAUGUUUAAACACAAAGUUGUCUUUCUACUUCUUUUAUGGUAGCCCGAUCGAAUCAGCCUUCUACGUAACCUCAAAUGAAUAAAGCAAUGUCCGUAAUUCCACACUAUUAGCUCAUUAGGGAUAUUUUACAAGCACAAGUAAACUAAAUGUAGGAAGUAAGAGCACUGUUUUAGGACCUAGCAGUUAAUAAAGCCAUCUGUUAUUGAAAAAAAGAAAAAAAAAGUAAUAAAACAGAUGGGUGAACUAAGAAGGGCAUUACCAUGGAAAAAUAGAUAUGUUGUGCAUUAAAAAAAUAUGGAUUUGCUAAAUAAAUGUAAUUUUCUUUC
This is a messenger RNA of Hyla sarda, 2229 nucleotides long. RefSeq names its product core histone macro-H2A.1. Gene Ontology annotation, cellular component: nucleosome. The coding region runs from base 396 to 1511 and encodes 371 amino acids. The record is from RefSeq and is a predicted model, not a curated record. Lineage: Eukaryota; Metazoa; Chordata; Amphibia; Anura; Hylidae. Gene Ontology annotation, molecular function: structural constituent of chromatin; DNA binding; protein heterodimerization activity. The transcript is spliced from 9 exons. Gene Ontology annotation, biological process: nucleosome assembly.